AGGUGGUUUCGUGUGCAAUGAAGCAUCAAGAAAUGAACCAUUACUCGAAUCAGUGGCUGAAGUGUUACAAUGCUUCAUGCAGCUUCAUCUCACAUCACUAAUGUUGACAUUGGGCAGGAAUUUUCCCUGUGAAACGUACUUUUCCCAAGUGUUUAAUGAGUCUAUAGAAUGUAUGAGUACUGAAAUAAAUGGACUCACCUGUAAAGGCUUGGCGGGGGCCAGUAAAAAAAAAAAAAAAAAAAAAACGGAAUGGGGAGCAUAUGGCCCGCCGGCCAUAUUUUGGUCACCAUUGUAAACUGAGGCGAGCCAAUGAUGACGUCACGCAAAUGCGGUUGCACAGUCCAAUCGGAUGAGUCGUGUCCUCAGGGCUGCUGUGUUACAGAGCCACCAGAAGGGGACGCUCCCGUACCACUGUUGACUGUUGCUUUGGUCACGUGACACGCCGACGUCGAGUUGUUCCCCAGCUCCCUGAGUAGUCAUGGCGGUGUCCGGGAGUAUCGGGGAUGGAGUAAGUACCGCAGCAGCAGCCUCGUGAUUCCUUCUCGCCACCUUCAUGCGGGACUGUAUCCUCCGGUGGCCGAGAUAUCACGAAGACCCCGCAGGCUGCUCGAGCUUCCCCCCGCCAUGGCCGACCGCGGCGUCGAGUUGUCGGCUCUGCCAAAAGAGGUCAGGGACCAGCUGGCGGAGUUGGACCUGGAGCUGUCCGAAGGUGACAUUACACAGAAGGGCUAUGAGAAGAAAAGGACCAAACUCCUGGCUCCAUACAUCAUCCACACACCAGUGGAACCGCCAACGAGGAACAAUGUACAGCCACCUGCUUCUAGCUACUCUUCCAGCCACAGGCCUCCCCCCUCUAGCGCAUCCCGUUACCGUGAACGACGUUCCCGUAGAACACAUCGCAGUGGAGGAACCAGGGAUGACCGCUACAGAUCAGAUAUCCACUCUGAAGCAGUACAAGCUGCUUUGGCUAAACAUAAAGAAGAAAAGAUAGCACUGCCCAUGCCUACUAAACGGCGUUCAACCUAUGUGCCGUCCCCCAUUGAAACACGCACGCCACCUGACUCCUCAUCGGCCUCUGAGGACGAGACAUCCGUGCGCAGGCAGUCGUCUGUGGUCGUCCCCGCCCCUUUGUUCAAUCCCAGUCUGCAGGGCCCCGACUGCUGGAUCAAUCGCUCUGCCCAGGGCUCGUCCACAUCGUCAUCGGCGUCCUCCACCUUGUCCCAUGGAGAGGCCAAGCCGCAGCCUCACAACCAGCCUCAGCCUCAGUACAAGCCUCAGUAUCAACCUCUGUACAAGCCUCAGUACCAGCCGCACUACCAGCCCCAGCCCCAGCACGAGCCGGCGCCGCCGCACGCUGCCGCCAUCACCGACUUGAUGGCUAAUAGUCGCAUCGCCCCCCCUGAGAACAGCGCCCCGCCUCCAGAUGUGACCGCUGUCGUCCCUCCAGCCAGAGGCCCGCGGGUUGACUUGCCCUCCAACGCUACAGUCCGUGGGAUGAGUCGAGGGCAGAGCCGCUCCAGCAUGAUGGAGACUGCAGACGGAAGAAUUAAUCUGCAGAGAGUUCCAGUGAACAGCAGGGUGUCCACUAAGAUCCAGCAGCUACUCAACACGCUGAAAAGACCAAAGAGGCCCCCCCUUAGUGAAUUUUUCACAGAUGACUCUGAGGAGAUAGUAGAAGUCCCCCAGCCAGAUCCCAACACACCAAAGCCAGAGGGCCGUCAGAUCAUCCCGGUGAAGGGCGAGCCCCUGGGGGUGGUCAGUAAUUGGCCCCCAGCCCUGCAGGCUGCUUUGGCCCGAUGGGGAGCGACCCAGGGGAAAAGCCCUGCCCUCACAGCUCUCGACAUAACAGGCAAACCGCUCUACACGCUGACUUAUGGGAAGCUGUGGAGUCGCAGUGUGAAACUUGCGUACACUCUCCUAAACAAACUGGGCACCAAAAAUGAGCAGAUUCUUAAGCCCGGAGACAGGGUGGCACUUGUGUACCCCAACAGUGACCCUGGGAUGUUCUGGGUAGCCUUCUAUGGCUGCCUCCUGGCUGAGGUCAUACCUGUACCAAUAGAGGUGCCGCUCUCACGUAAGGAUGCAGGCAUCAGCCAGGUGGGCUUUCUCCUUGGUAGCUGUGGUGUGGGCCUGGCGCUGACCAGUGAGAUCUGUCUGAAGGGUCUACCCAAGACCCCCACUGGGGAAAUAAUGCAAUUCAAAGGAUGGCCUCGCAUGAAGUGGGUGAUUACGGACUCAAAGUACCUGACCAAGCCUUCCAAAGACUGGCAGCCGCACAUCCCGACGGCCAACACAGACCCUGCCUACAUCGAGUACAAGGCAAAUAAAGAGGGCACCGUGGUAGGCGUUGCGGUGUCUAAGGUUGCCAUGCUGACCCACUGCCAGGCGCUGACCCAGGCCUGCAACUACUGUGAGGGUGAAACAUUAGUGAAUGUUUUAGACUGUAAGAAGAACAUGGGUCUCUGGCAUGGGGUUCUCACGGCUGUGAUGAACAGGAUCCACACUAUAAGUGUCCCCUAUGCAGUCAUGAAGGCAUGUCCUCUCUCCUGGGUGCAAAGAGUUCACAUCCACAAAGCCCGUUUAGCUUUGGUGAAGUGUCGGGACUUGCACUGGGCCAUGAUGGCCCACCGGGAGCAGCGAGACAUCAGCCUGGUGUCGUUACGUAUGCUGAUUGUUGCUGAUGGCGCCAACCCCUGGUCGGUUUCUUCCUGUGAUGCCUUCCUUAAUGUUUUCCAAUCCCACGGUCUGAAGCCUGAGGUCAUCUGCCCCUGUGCCACAUCCCCUGAGGCCAUGACAGUAGCAAUACGCAGACCUGGAUUACCGGGUGCACCACUUCCUGCCCGUGCCGUCCUUUCCCUUGGCGGCCUGAGCCAUGGUGUCAUUAGGGUCAAUACGGAGGACAAGAAUUCUGCCCUUACCGUGCAAGACGUAGGGCAUGUCAUGCCAGGAGCUCUAAUGUGCAUAGUCAAGCCAGACGGGCCUCCUCAGUUGUGUAAAACAGAUGAGAUAGGCGAGAUCAUAAUCAACUCUCGGGCUGGAGGCACCAUGUACUACGGCCUGCCUGGGCUCACCAAAAACACCUUUGAGGUGAUACCGGUCAAUGCUAACGGAGUUCCCAUUGGCGAGAUUCCAUUUGUGCGGUCAGGGCUCCUGGGCUUUGUCGGGCCAGGGAGUCUGAUCUUUGUCGUCGGCAAAAUUGAGGGUCUCCUCCAGGUGAGCGGACGGAGACACAAUGCUGACGACCUAGUAGCCACGGCACUCGCCGUGGAGCCAGUCAAGACUGUCUACCGUGGAAGGAUUGCUGUGUUUUCGGUCACUGUUUUCUACGACGAGAGGGUCGUGAUUGUGGCAGAGCAGAGGCCAGACGCCAGCGAGGAGGACAGCUUCCAGUGGAUGAGCCGGGUACUUCAGGCAAUUGACAGUAUCCACCAGGUGGGCCUCUACUGCCUGGCUCUGGUCCCAGCCAACACUUUACCUAAAACACCUCUGGGGGGCAUCCACAUCUCUGACACCAAGCAGUUCUUCUUAGAGGGCAACCUGCACCCCUGCAACAUCCUCAUGUGUCCUCACACUUGUGUCACCAACCUGCCUAAACCCCGUCAGAAGCAGCCAGUUGGUGUUGGUCCUGCAUCUGUGAUGGUGGGAAACCUGGUGGCAGGGAAGAGGAUCGCCCAGGCGGCAGGCAGAGAGCUCGGCAUGAUCGACGACCAGGAUCUUGUCCGGAAGCUCUGUAUGUGGCCCACCGUCAUGCAUCAAUACUUGACGGAGGCUCUACAGUGGAGGGCACAGACAGAUGCAGAUCAUGUUCUCUACGUGCUUCUUAACGCCAAGGGUGUGGUCGUGAGCACGGCGACCUGCAUUCAACUUCACAAACGAGCUGAAAAGAUCGCCGCUGCGCUCAUGGAGAAAGGCAGCAUCAACACUGGCGAGAACGUUGUGUUACUUUAUCCUCCUGGUAUUGACUUGAUCGCGUCAUUUUAUGGAUGCCUCUACGCUGGCUGUGUGCCCGUAAACGUCAGACCUCCACACCCCCAGAACCUAGCGGCCACUCUUCCUACUGUCCGUAUGAUCAUUGAUGUCAGCAAAGCGGCAUGUAUCCUCACAAGUCAAAAUCUUAUGCGGAUACUGCGCUCCAAGGAGGCUGCUGCAUCUGUAAACAUUAAAACAUGGCCAACAAUCAUUGACACUGAUGACCUUCCUCGCCGCCGGCCUCCUCAAAUCUAUAAACCACCCACAGCAGAGAUGAUAGCAUAUCUGGACUUCAGUGUUUCCACUACUGGCAUGCUCACUGGGGUCAAGAUCUCGCAUGCAGCAGUCAGUGCACUGUGCCGCUCUAUAAAGCUGCAGUGUGAGCUCUACUCUUCUCGCCAAAUCGCCAUCUGCCUGGAUCCUUACUGCGGUCUGGGCUUUGUCUUGUGGUGCCUCGCUAGUGUUUACUCAGGUCACCAAUCCAUCCUCAUACCUCCUUUUGAGCUGGAGAGCUGUUUGUCUCUGUGGCUGAGCACCCUCAGUCAAUACCGCGUCAGAGACACCUUCUGCUCUUACUCCGUCAUGGAGUUUUGCACAAAAGGGCUGGGCACGCAAACAGAGUUGCUCAAGGCCCGUGGGGUCAACUUGUCAUGCGUGCGGAGUUGUGUGGUGGUUGCAGAGGAGCGCCCUCGCCUGGCCCUGACGCAUUCCUUCUCCAAGCUGUUUAAAGACCUGGGAUUGUCAACCAGAGCCGUCAGCACUGCUUUUGGCUCCAGAGUGAAUCUGGCUGUCUGCCUGCAGGGUACUACUGGUCCUGAUCCAUGCACAGUGUAUGUGGACAUGAAGUCCCUCCGCCAUGACAGAGUGAGGCUGGUGGAGAGGGGAGCUCCUCAAAGUCUUCCCCUGAUGGAGUCUGGCAAGAUACUGCCAGGCGUCCGAGUCAUAAUCGUAAAUCCAGAGACCAGAGGGCCACUUGGAGACUCUCAUCUUGGAGAGGUCUGGGUGAACAGUCCUCACAAUGCCAGCGGCUACUACACCAUCUAUGGAGAGGAGAGUCUACAGGCUGACCACUUUAACACCAAGCUCAGCUUUGGAGAUCCACAGACCUUAUGGGCCAGAACUGGAUACUUGGGCUUUGUGAAGAGGACAGAGCUUCUGGAUGCCAGUGGGGAUCGGCAUGAUGCUCUUUUUGUGGUGGGCUCACUGGACGAAACCUUGGAGCUUCGAGGGCUUCGCUACCACCCCAUUGAUAUUGAGACAUCAGUGUCUCGUGCCCAUCGCAGUAUCGCUGAGAGUGCUGUGUUUACUUGGACCAACCUUCUGGUGUUGGUGUCAGAGCUGUGUGGCUCAGAGCAGGACGCGCUGGACCUGGUGCCUCUGAUAACAAACGUUGUCUUGGAGGAGCACCACCUCAUUGUGGGCGUGGUUGUCAUUGUGGACCCCGGGGUCAUACCCAUCAACUCCAGGGGGGAAAAGCAACGCAUGCACCUUCGUGACUCGUUCCUGGCAGACCAGCUGGAUCCAAUCUAUGUUGCUUACAACAUGUGAGAGGUUGUGGCAAUCUGUCACAGAGUCCCAUGUGACACCCCACUGCAUGCCUGUGACUGGACCCGUCAAGUUUGAAUAUUCACUGUGUUUUAUUGAUAGAUUUGUGCAAAUCAUUCAAAAGCAGCAACCAGGAGUGUUUGCUGCCAGGAGUGUUUGAUUACAAGUGAGUGAGCCCCCCCCCCCCCACCCCCACCUCCCUCACAAAGAAAAGUCCUUACUGACUUAAACUUUUGGUGUAAAGGGCCGAACAUGAGACCACUUUUGAAAUUCUGUAUUAUUGCCUUUAAAAAAAAAAAAAAAUUGGAAUAUUUACCACAAACCUCCUGAAACACGUUCCUCUUAGUGGUGACACUGAUUCAAAGAGCUACUACUCAACUUGAAAUGUUUUUUACAUGCAGCUUUCAAACAAUGCACUCGCAUGCAUGUGCUGAGCCUCACUGAUAAAUAUUUAUAUCUUUUUUAAGAUGGUCUUUGACAGCAAAUGUGUAACGAGCUGCUUGUCUGUUCGUUAUUUAGUUAGAUUAUAUGUCCUAAGAAGUCCUAUUGAAGACACAGGACACAGCUUUCCUGCCCUGAUAUACUAUUUCCUGCCUUAUAAACUUUCAGCCAUACAUUCCUUAUUCAUUUUAAUAAAUCUAUUUUUAAUGGCUGUUUAUUAAUCUUUGGCUUUGAUUGGCAAACAGCCAAAAGAUAAAAAAAUAAGAGGCCUGUACUGUACUUUCAAAGCCUCCAUGUAUUUUCGAUACUCUGUCACUGUAAAGAUAUUUUUAUGUGUAUAAAUGUAUAAAACUCUACACUCAUCAGCUGAUGAAUCCUAGAGGGUUGGCUUGGCUGCGAGAUGGUAGCAGAAGGAAGACUGUAAAUAAGAUUGAACAAAUUCGAUGGUACUUGCAAUAUUAAUCAUAUGCCAGUGGGUCAAAAUAAAUACCUGUAAAUCAUCAGACAUGACAUGAUAAAUAUAAUGUUGCACUUUCUUCAAAAACAUCUAUUUUAUUACAACAGUAAGGCAUUGUAACUAACAUUUCAGGAACAUAUUACCUGGCAUGACGGCCUCAUGAGUUUACCAGGAGGGCUGUCGCUGUUUGAGGCCAUAAAAGAAACAUUUUUUAAAAAUUGUAAAUGAGCAGCACUAAGAACGCGCCUUUCUACCUUCACAGCACUGAAAGCGCUUUACACCAUUGCCUCGUUUAGCCAAUCACAUGCUGACGAUGAGCGAGGUAACAGACCAACUUGUGCAUAUGCUGAUAACACAGCAUCAGGAGCGGGUAGAGGUUAUACGUGUAAAGAUCAUGGCAGAAACAAUCGAAUGACUGUUUACAGGAUGUAUGUUUAUUUUGUUGUUACUUUUCCAAAUAAGAGAACCAAAUUCAUCAAAUAUAUGUUAUAGUGGUACAGUACUGGAUUACAUCUGUUCUCCUCCACUUUAAGGUCAUUUAAAUGUGUCUCUUUGGAACAUUGUGAAGGGUUCAUUUGCAGUUCUAUGAAGUUUGUCGUUUGGGUGGUCAGCAGCAAGUCAUGUAUUUGGAUUCUUCACUAUCUGGAUCUGUAAACGCUAGUGGCAAAACAUGACUAAAAUCCGUUUAACUGGGAAAAAUGGAAUUAUUUGCAUUAAGAGGCAUGUGCAAAUGACAUGCAAUUGUGUGCUUCUUUUGUGAUCUUUGCCAUCAUUUGUAGGGACUUUGUACUGGAAAAUAGUAUCUAGGUGAUGAACACUUUUUACAUGUAGUUAAUGUUUUCAGAUAUGUCUCAUUACAAACUGGCUAACACAAUGUUGGAAAUAUCACUGCAAGAUAUGGAAAUGCAACGCUUUGCACUGUCGUACAUACUGUAAGUCAUCUCAAGAUGUUAUAUCCCCAUUUCAAGUUUCAUAGAAGGCAUUCCGAAGUUUCCAAAUCUACUGCUUGUCAUUUGGUUUCACCCCAUGUUUGGAGCAGAAUGUUGCAUCACUCAAAAAAAAAAAUGUGAGCAUCUCAUCUUAUACAUAUAUAUGUAGAGCGAGAGAGAGAGAAUUUAGAUAUCAGGGAACCAAACUUAACACAGGGAUGGACCAGGUGGUCCUUGGUGCAAAUCAUUAAAUAGAGUAUUUUGCAUAAACCUUAUGAACAAAGACAAGCAAAUACUGUCCAUCUACAUUCCACCUGCAUUGCUAAGAAGUCUACAUGUCUCUUUUUGGCUUCCUGCUAUUCUUCGUCAGUUCCUACACACUAUGCAAACGUGAUGACAGUGCAGUUUUGUUGAAGCUGGCACAGUCUGGUCAACAAUGCUCAUACAUUUUGAAUUACUAUGAAGUCACUGAUCAUGUUUAAAAAGUUUUUACGGUGAUGUUAAUCUCUCGAGUUGUUCUGUUGAUAUUGUGUAUGCACCCUCGGCAUGUUGUAUAAAUAUUAAGUAUUUGAUUAAUUCUUAACUCCUCUGUGAAGGUAUGAUUACACUAAAGGAGGCAGUUCAACUCAAUGUAAUCCAGAAAUCUAGGUGGUACACCCCUUCUGUUCUCACUUAUUUUAUAAUUUGCUCAGUUGUACUUUGAUUUAUACUGUAAAAGUAAUAUAAAAAAAUAAAGAAAAGCAUUUAAUCAUC
This is a messenger RNA of Phyllopteryx taeniolatus (common seadragon), 8094 nucleotides long. RefSeq names its product disco-interacting protein 2 homolog Bb (gene dip2bb). Lineage: Eukaryota; Metazoa; Chordata; Actinopteri; Syngnathiformes; Syngnathidae. The record is from RefSeq and is a predicted model, not a curated record. The coding region runs from base 625 to 5517 and encodes 1630 amino acids. The transcript is spliced from 40 exons.